Molecule: messenger RNA, 923 nt
Organism: Cicer arietinum (chickpea)
Lineage: Eukaryota; Viridiplantae; Streptophyta; Magnoliopsida; Fabales; Fabaceae
Source: RefSeq, a predicted model, not a curated record
CAAGAUUGAAGUGAAUAAAGAAAUAUGUAUAAGUAGACCAACCAAGAGAAAUUAUGGUGACCGAUUCCGAACAACAUCAUCAUCGCAUCUUUCAUCCAUCACCAGAGUGAAGUUGAAACAGAGAAGAUAAUCCACCUGUGACUUUUGAAAGCGAUGACGCUGGGUUUAAUCAAUGCCAAUCCCGUAGUUCACGCCAAGAAAGAGAGAAUCGUUCGCUCCGAAGAACCUCACACCGAUAAUGUUAUUGAUCCCCUCGAUAUUUAUGAUUUUGUGAGGGAUAUUAGGGAUCCCGAACAUCCUUAUUCUUUGGAACAGCUCAGUGUUCUAUCGGAGGAAUCAAUUACUGUUGAUGAUAAAUUGGGUCUGAUUCUGAUAACGUUUACUCCAACUGUGCGACACUGUAGUAUGGCUACUGUGAUUGGUCUUUGUUUGAGAGUUAAGCUAAAGCACUACUUCCCUCCUCAUUACAAAGUGGACAUUAAAGUGUCUCCAGGAUCUCAUGCCUCUGAAGAAUCAGUCAAUAAGCAAUUAAAUGAUAAAGAAAGAAUCGCCGCCGCCUUAGAGAAUCCAAACCUGCGCCAGCUUGUGGAUGAGUGUCUCUACUCCAAUGAACUGUGAACAAGCACAUAUACCUGCCCAGGAACUGUUGUGAAGCCAUUAGUGGCCAAUGAAGUCAAUAAAAAGUAAUCAUUGUGUCUUUAGUUCUUCGAUUUUCAUAGGUUUGUUUAGCGAGCGGUAACUAUGUAAGUAAAUUAAGUUAGAAAUCAUUGUGUCAUAUGUUUGUGUCUUUAACUACAGAUAUGCAUGUAUAUUUUAGCUGUCUGUGGAUUAACUCACCGUCAUAUUCAAAGUUCAUGCCAAGCUUUUAAAUUUUUGGUGGAAAGGAAUAAAAAAUGCUUUAGCAUUUUGUAGAGGUUCAACUA